GUCUUCAGAAUUGUUUAUUGUUUCUUAUCUACAAAGUCCCUUCUCUGCCCGACCUGGAUCUGACCAGCAGGGCAGCCAAAGGCGCUCUGACCACCCCCAAGGUGGGCACAUCUUUUAUAACAAAAACUACAAAUAUCAGAUUUACCUUUCAUCCCCAAUACCUGUCACCCUCGUCACCCAGUGCACCCUCACCCCAGACCAAUCCCCAAGUGCCAACACCACCACAGCAGAUGGAUGACAAGAAGAAGAAAGAAGAGCUUUGUGACACGCCCUGACUCCUCCAUCUUGUCUCCACAACCCCCCUGUACCCAAAACCCCAAAAUCUGGGAUUUACCCUAUAAUUGUGUCUUCCCUUCACCAUUCCCACCCCAGUGAUUCCCACAGGUUCCAUCUCCUCACACACAGGUGGCACAUCCCUAGAUGGAUCAAAAUCCAUCCACCAAGUGCUUCUGGCAACAUUCCAAGGCCCCCGAGCCCCCCAAGGGUUCUCUGGGUAGCUCUGGACGUCAGGAGGGAUGGGCUGAGUUCCCACACAGACUCAGGUGUUUGUUAUUUCUGAUCAGUGAAACACUCUCACUGCUGGGAGUUGGGCAGAUUUUCAUCAGAAGGCACAAAAUGCCCAACAAUCUCUUGGUACAAGGGCAUUUGAGACUAAAUUAUCCCAUUAAGAGCUGACACCUGGAUUGUUUCCCUUUUAACCCCAUAACUGAUCCCACAGAGCCCCAGUGGGGACUUUCCUGCCCAGUUACAAAACUCCACCCAAACCCACGGAGAAGGAGGAAGAGGAAGGUGAAGAAGAAACCCAGGACCACACCCUGUGCCCUCCAUCUCCUUCCAUCCACAGCACACUAAAAACCCCAAACCCUCAAUUUCUCACCCAGUGACACACCUGCACUGCUCUCUGUAAUCUGUUUCACACUUUUGUGGGUUCUGUCUGGAACUCCAGGUGAGUUUCUCCAGGAGUGAGGGUCAGAGUCCGAGCUGCCCUGGGGUCAGGGCACCCCAGAGCAGACAGAGACAUUCCCUGUGAGCCCUGGGUUUGCACACUGGUCAGUGGCUGUGCCAGGGAGCCCACGGUGUGGGGGUGCCCGGCAGGGAGAGGCUGGGAGGGCUCAGGGGAGGGGGACCCUGGCUGCUCUCCUGCCCCUGGAGGCAAUUCCAGAGGGGCAGGGGGUGCCAGGCAGGGCUCUGUGUGCCCCAGCCGUGCCAAACCCCUCGGCUGUGGAGCAGGGGCAGAGCUGAGGGUGCCAGGCAGGGCUCUGUGUGCCCCAGCUGUGCCAAACCCCUCGGCUGUGGAGCAGGGGCAGGGGCAGAGCUGAGGGUGCCAGGCAGUGCCCUGUGUGCCCCAGCCGUGCCAAACCCCUCGGCUGUGGAGCAGGGGCAGGGCUGGGGGUGCCAGGCAGUGCCCUGUGUGCCCCAGCUGUGCCAAACCCCUCGGCUGUGGAGCAGGGGCAGGGCUGGGGGUGCCAGGCACAGGGCUCUGUGUGCCCCAGCCGUGCCAAACCCCUCGGCUGUGGAGCAGGGGCAGGGCUGGGGGUGCCAGGCACAGGGCUCUGUGUGCCCCAGCCGUGCCAAACCCCUCGGCUGUGGAGCAGGGGCAGAGCUGAGGGGUGCCAGGCAGUGCCCGGUGUGCCCCAGCCAUGCCAAACCCCUCGGCUGUGGAGCAGGGGCAGGGCUGGGGGUGCCAGGCAGUGCCCGGUGUGCCCCAGCUGUGCCAAACCCCUCGGCUGUGGAGCAGGGGCAGAGCUGGGGGGGGGAGGGCAGAGCAGGAGCAGCUGUGGCAGGACAGAUGUGCCAGGAGAUAAAUCCGCCCAGGGCAGCCUUAUCAGGGACCAGCAGGGCCGGGGGAGGAUCUGCUCCGGCUGAUGGAGGGGUUGGCACGUGAGGAAACGGGCCGGACACCCGGGGACGUUGGGGGCUGCUGGAAAAGGAGGGCAGGGCUGGCCUGGAGUGCCUUGGUGGCCUUGGGAGCACCCUGGUGGCCCUGGGAGUGCCUUGGUGGCUCUGGGAGCACCCUGGUGGCUCUGGGAGUGCCCUGCCAGCCUCAGGAGUGCCCUGCCAGCCUCAGGAGUGCCCUGCCAGCCCCAGGAGUGCCCUGCCAGCCCAGGAGUGCCCUGUUUGCCCCAGGAAUGCUCUGCCAGCCCCAGGAGUGCCCAGACAGCCCCAGGAGUGCCCAGACAGCCCCAGGAGUGCCCUGCCAGCCCCUUGGCUGUGCCGGGGUGGGCUGGGGGCUCCAGGGGGGUCGUGGGCCAGGCUGGCACCCCGUCCCACACUCAGAGGUGUGUGGCCCCCGUGGGUGCCUGGAGAGGAACUUCCCACAAGAGCAUGCGGUGACAGGGGACAAGGUGGGACAGUUUUGGGCUGAAAGAGUGGAUUUAGCUCGGGUAUCAGACAGAAUUCUGCCCUUGGAGGGUGGGCAGGCCCUGGCAGAGGUUACUGCCCCUGGAUCCCUGGCAGUGCCCGAGGCCGGGCUGGAGGGGGCUUGGAGCACCUGGGAUACAGGAAGGUGUCCCUGCCAUGGAAGGGGUGGAGCAGGAGGAGCUUUAACGUCCCUUCCCCCCAAACCCUUCCAGGGGUCCGUGAUUCUGCGAUCGUUCCGUGGGGAGAGCCGCGGUGGGCACUCCCUCUGCGCCCGUGGGCACUCUCACCGUGCCCGUGGGCACUCCCACCGUGUCCGUGGGCACUCCCCCUGCUGUCCCACCGUGCCCGUGGGCACUCCCCCUGCUGUCCCACCGCGCCCUGGGCACCUUUUGGGAUUUGCUGCUUUCCCUUUCCCAGCAGCUCAGGUCCCGUCCCGGAGCUUUUCCCACCCUUGUCCCACCGAGCCGCGGCGAUUCCCGGUGCGGUGCCACAUUUCCGCAGGGAUGGGGCUGGAUGCGGUGCCACAUUCCCGCAGGGAUGGGGCUGGGUGCGGUGCCACAUUCCCGCAGGGAUGGGGCUGGAUGCGGUGCCACAUUCCCGCAGGGAUGGGGCUGGAUGCGUGCCACAUUCCCGCAGGGAUGGGGCUGGGUGCGGUGCCGCUCCUGUCACCGCUGUCACCCCUCUCACCCCUGUCAUUCCUGUCACCGCUGUCACCCCUCGGAGGGGUGAGCCACCCGGAGCCCUGCCAGCCCCGGGCUGCAGUGGCACCGGGUCCCCGCAGACCCCUCCCCGCCCUGGAUGCCAGCCCUCCGUCCCCAUCCCGCAGCCCACGGCGUGUCCCGGUGCCAGCGGUGCCCGGGCAGUGCCAGGAGCAUGGCACGGGGGCUGCAGUGCCACCGACACAAGGGCUGCAGUGCCACCCUCGGACUGGUGACAUGGCAGCUGCAGUGCCACCGUCUGUGCCACCCUUGGAGUGGUGACACAGGGGCUGCAGUGCCACCCUCAGGGCAGUGACACGAGGACCGCAGUGUCACCUCUGUGCCACCCUCCAAACGGUGACAUGGGGGCUGCAGUGUCACUGUCUCUGCCACCCUUGGAGUGGUGACACAGGGGCCGCAGUGCCACCAUCUGUGUCACUGACAUGGGAGCUGCAGUGCCACCCUUGGGGCAGUGACACGGGGGCUGCAGUGCCACCAUCUGUGCCACCCUGUGUGCCUCAUCGUUCCUGGGCUUCUCUGAGGCCUCACAAGAUGGGAUAACGGGGUGGGAUGGGAUGGCAUGGGACAGUGGGAUGGGACAGUGGGAUGGGACAGUGGGAUGGGAUAAUGGGAUGGGAUAACGGGACGGGAUAAUGGGAUGGGAUAAUGGGAUGGGAUAAUGGGAUGGGAUAAUGGGAUGGGAUAACAGGAUGGGAUAAUGGGAUGGGAUAAUGGGAUGGGAUAAUGGGAUGGGAUAAUGGGAUGGGAUAAUAGGAUGCAGAGGCACAGGUCAGCUCUCCAUGUCCCACAGCCCCACACGCUGCCCCUGCCCGGCCGGGCUGGGCUCCCGGCUGUCCUGAACAGGAGCUGUCUGUCCCUCUGUGGCUCUUCCGCUGCCCACAGCGCCCCCCCGGGGUCUCUGCCUGCCCCCCUCAGGGCUCUGUCCUCGGUCAGGGCGGCCCCAAGGCUCCCGGACAGCCCACGAUGUUGCGGAGUGAAGCGAUGUCCUGUCCCAGCUCCUCUCAGCUGUGCCAACCUGUCCUUCCCCUGCCCCCCUUGCCCCCUUCCCUAAUUGCUGUCUCUCAAGUUCCACAUUCCAGUAAGGGCCUCCUGUGACUGGCACAAGUUCCAAAGAUGCUUCUCAGACCUGGGGUCAUUGGCCUGUCCAGGUGUCACUGUCCCCUGAGACCCUCCCCCUCCCACCUGGUUGGUGGCUCACCUGUCCUCUCCCUCCCCCCUCCCUGAGGGUUUAAAAGACACAGAGACCACGCGGUCGGAGUUCUGUUGGAGCUGUUACCGAGGUUCAGAGCUCUGGCACCCUGCAAUAAACUCUGGAUUUAACCCUCUCUCUUUCCUCUUCACCAUCGCCUGAACCUUUUCCACCAGAGGUAAACUGAGUUUCUACCGUGCCUGGACUCAUUCCGAGUGCCCGACUGCAACCUGCAGCCAGCCCAAGGUGUCUCUGAGGUGAAACACCAUAGU
This is a messenger RNA of Serinus canaria (Common canary), 4541 nucleotides long. Its product is annotated as transcription initiation factor TFIID subunit 4-like. The coding region runs from base 1866 to 3341 and encodes 491 amino acids. NCBI's taxonomy places the organism in Eukaryota, Metazoa, Chordata, Aves, Passeriformes, Fringillidae. The transcript has 2 exons. The record is from RefSeq and is a predicted model, not a curated record.